AUGAAAAGCAUAAACCACAUUUCUUUUUUCUUCAUCAUCUUGCUGAUACUUACACGUGAGAACAAACUGGCAAGCGGAAAAUUUACGAGUCACACACUUGGGAAUUUAACAACUGGUUUAGUAGAUAAUGACAAGGCAAGGCGUGAGAAGGAUAUGAAAGAAUGUGAAAGAGGCAAUGGUGGUGUAGAGGUAGAGGGGGACAGUCCCAGAAAGGGUGAGUUGGACACCCAUGUGGGGAGGGACGAAACGGAGGAAGGUACCUUGGAUGAGCGCGGUGAUACGGUCCUUGUGCAAAUUGAGGAGCAUGAAGAAAGUGUUAACUCUGUGAGUGAGUCAGCCUCGGGGGGUGAUGGUGAAUUGGGCGACGAUGAAGUGGAGGACCAUGAAGUGGAGGACGAUGAAGCGGACGAUGAUGAAGCGGACGAAGAUGAGGACGAAGACGACGAUGAUGAGGACGAUGAUGAAGUGGACGAUGAUGAAGCGGACGACGAUGAAGCGGACGACGAUGAAGUGGACGACGAUGAAGCGGACGACGAUGAGGAGGUAGACCACGAGCAGAUUGAUUUCGAACAGGUGGAGGAUGCAGCGAGAGAAGAGCUGAAUUGGGACGAAACAAACGAGUCAGAACAAACCGAGGCAGAAAGCACGGAGUGUGCAAGACCUUAUCAUCAUAAAAAAUAUGAGACAAAUGAUGAGGCACAGAGAAACAUCGACACGGAUGAAGUAAAAAUGGAGAUACGUAAGUGGAGCGGCGGACAUCCAUGGGGACAAAACAAUAUCAUGCUUAUGAAUACAAAUCAUAUGGAAGAGGCAAACGAGGAAGGGCAACAAGUGGGAAGUGUGUACGAACAGGAAGAUGGGGCAGAAGGAAAAAGCUCAGUUUCAACAAGUGAUACCAAGGCCAAUGAUCUGCUCAUGGGAGAUUAUAAACAGGCGAAUGAAAUUAAGAAGGCAGCCAGUGCUUUAGUCGACACGAUGAUUAACAUGCUGGAAGAACACGGAGAGCAUGAUGAGGUAAGAACGUUGGCCCAAUACUUUAUUAAAAUUUUCACCACUGAUUUAAACACACAUAAAAAGGAACCCUGGUGUAACAGAUGA
Plasmodium fragile is the source of this 1098-nucleotide messenger RNA. RefSeq lists its product as uncharacterized. The coding region runs from base 1 to 1098 and encodes 365 amino acids. Lineage: Eukaryota; Apicomplexa; Aconoidasida; Haemosporida; Plasmodiidae. The record is from RefSeq and is a predicted model, not a curated record. The transcript has a single exon.